CGAGUUUGCCAGUUUAGCAGUUCACCAGUCUACCGGAAUUCGUCGUCAGAUUAGUGAGUUUAGUUUUUAUUCGUAAUCAGUCGGAAAUCGGCAGUCGGGAGUUUUCUUCAUUCGUUCUUGUUGGAUUUUCUUCUUUCCCCUUAAAAUUUUUUUAAAAGUUCUCAAUUCUUUCAAAAUAGAAAUUUUACACGGAUGAAAUUUGUACACCAACUGUGCAACAAAGCUAUUUGAAUUUAUUUUAGCUACACGGGAAACUUUGUGCGCGUUUCGUUUGUGAUAAAGGGAAAUUGAAAUUGAAAAAAUCCAAAGUGAAUCCUAAAGAAAAUAAACACACUAUCGGAGUUUUAUCUAUUCGACACGUCAAAAAGUGUGUUGUGCACGAAUGAGGGAAGAAAUCGCGUUGACAAGCAGUAGCAAAGCCUUGUAACAACAGUAAACCAAACAAAGUCAACUUCAGAUCAAAUAGCAUAAAUACACAAUACAUAACUGCAAAUAUAUACAAUAGCAACAAUAAAAGCACGAAACUAACAAAUCGAGCAACAUCAAUCGUCAAGCGUCAAGAAUCGAGAAUUUACAAAUAAAUAAACCAAGUUAACAACCACGACGACGACUAACACCGAUUCGAAAUCCAAACAUUUCCGUUAGAACUGAAACAAAAAAACAACAAAGUUGCCAACUACUAACUCAGCAAAACGCGAAUACAAAGCAAAAUAAAAACAAAAUAGGUGAAUUAAAAAAAUAUAAAGUUUUUGUUACAAAAAAAAAAAUAAAUAAAAAAUAAUUAGUAAUCCUAAGUAAAAGCGGUAAAAUACCACUAAAACAGCAACAACAACUACUACAGUAAGCAUACAUAGUAGUAGUACUCAUAGUAGCAGUAGCAACUGUAGAGGAGCAGUAAACUAAGAGCAACCAAAAACAAAAAUGUCAUUUCGCGUUGUACGAAGUUCGAAAUUUCGUCACGUCUACGGUCAGGCACUGAAACGUGAGCAAUGCUACGACAAUAUACGCGUCUCAAAAAGCAGUUGGGACUCCACAUUCUGUGCGGUGAAUCCGAAAUUCUUGGCGAUCAUUGUAGAGUCCGCUGGCGGCGGAGCAUUCAUUGUACUGCCACACAAUAAGGUUGGUCGCAUAGCUGCCGAUCAUCCAUUGGUGGGAGGCCAUAAAGGCCCCGUUCUAGAUAUUGCCUGGUGUCCGCACAAUGACAAUGUCAUCGCCUCCGGCUCUGAGGAUUGUGUGGUUAAGGUUUGGCAAAUACCCGAUGGCGGUCUGUCACGCACGCUCACCGAACCAGUUGUCGAUUUGGUGUUCCAUCAACGUCGUGUCGGUCUUGUGCUUUGGCAUCCAUCAGCAUUGAAUGUUCUGCUGACGGCGGGUUCGGACAAUCAGGUUGUCAUUUGGAAUGUGGGUACUGGCGAAAUACUCGUUCACAUCGACUCGCAUCCGGAUGUUGUAUAUAGUGCAUGUUUCAACUGGGACGGUUCGAAAUUGGUGACCACAUGUAAGGAUAAAAAGAUACGUAUCUAUGAUCCACGUAACGGUGAAAUAGAAAGCGAAGCACUUUGUCACGAAGGAUCGAAGGCAACGCGUGCCAUCUUCCUGCGUCAUGGUCUCAUCUUCACCACCGGUUUCAAUCGUUCAUCGGAACGUCAGUAUUCGCUGCGCGCACCUGAUGCUCUUAAUGAACCCAUCGUCAUGGUGGAGUUGGACACAUCAAACGGUGUGAUGUUCCCACUUUACGAUGCGGACACGAAUUUGAUUUACCUAUGCGGUAAAGGCGAUUCUGUUAUACGCUACUUUGAGAUAACGCCCGAGCCACCGUUCGUGCAUUACAUCAACACAUUUCAAACGCCAGAUCCCCAACGUGGUAUUGGCAUGAUGCCAAAGCGUGGCUGCGAUGUCACAACCUGCGAAAUAGCUAAAUUCUACCGGCUAAACAAUAACGGCUUGUGUCAGGUGAUCUCGAUGACAGUGCCGCGUAAAUCGGAUCUCUUUCAAGAGGAUCUGUAUCCGGAUACCUUAGCCGAAGAUGCGGCACAAACUGCCGAGGAUUGGAUUGCGGGAAAUGAUGCCGAACCAUUGACAUUUUCAUUAAAAGAUCGUGUCUCUAUUGUACAGGGUGGCUAUGUCUCACAAUCGGCCAGCAAGUCGCUGUCGGUGACAAAGAAGGCGAACAUCCUCAACAAGGCCUCAGCGGGCACCUCGAAGAGUGCGAGCAGCGCAGCGCUUGGUGGUAAUCAUGCGACAUCGAAUAACAACAAUGCAUCGAGCGGGUGCGGUUUUGUGAGCGGUGUCAGUGAAAAGGAUCUGCGCGAUAUCACCGAUGAGAUACGCAAAUUGAAGGCGAUCAUUGUGAAGCAUGAGAAUCGUAUACGCGCGCUGGAGGCGGCUGUGCGCGCACAAGAAGGCGACGAUACCGAUUCACGACCAGCGGCGGCGCCCGUCACUGCCGGCAAUGGCAAUUCUUCGUCCAAAGCGGCCACGGAUGGCGGCGCGCAAAAGGAGAGCAACGAUAAUAGCAGUGCCAACGAUCAGAGUCAUCCGACUGCCGCGAACGACGAUGAAUUUUAAUUAAAAAUUUAUAUAUAACUAUUUUUAAUUAAACUUGCUGCGCGACGCUUUAUCGAUUCAAAAUACGUUUCGUUUGUAUUAAUAUUAAUAUUAUUUUAUCGAUUUUUUAAUUUAUUUUUAAAAUAAUAUAUAAAUAGCUUUUCCACCUUUUAAUUUUAUGAAAACCAGAAAGAUACAUUUUCAUUAUUACAUUUUAAAAUAAAAUUAAAAAAUUUAUAUAUAUACAUAUAUUGUUUGUAAAUUGUCAAUACAUACAUACACACACACACGCGCGCCCUAUCAAAAAUCAGUAUAAAUGUGCUUUAGUUAGACCAUAAAAAAUAAAUCGCAAAUAACUAUUAAAAACAAGAAAUAAUAUAAAAAGAGGAAACUUGUUAGAAAAUCGUUAAAAGUUGUCUGUAACUAAAAAACAACACAAAAUAAAGCAAAACGAAAACUUGUAAAUUACCAUUGUAAAAGAGUAGUUAUAACUUGA
Bactrocera neohumeralis is the source of this 3043-nucleotide messenger RNA. RefSeq names its product coronin-1C-A (gene coro). Gene Ontology annotation, biological process: actin filament organization. Gene Ontology annotation, molecular function: actin filament binding. Bases 922 to 2568 code for a protein of 548 amino acids. The transcript has 8 exons. The record is from RefSeq and is a predicted model, not a curated record. NCBI's taxonomy places the organism in Eukaryota, Metazoa, Arthropoda, Insecta, Diptera, Tephritidae.